UGAAGACAGUCUGAGUCUUAAGGACAGGUGAAUGAUUACAGAAUUAAUAUAGGCCAACUGUUAAUGCCGUCGUCCAAGGAUAACCGUUACCUUGGCCCCAUAAUAUACAAACAUUGGAUGUAAUAACUUUAAUGAGCCCGAACGAAAAUCGGACACACUACAAAACGAUAUCGACAACUCGCCAAAAAGCCUGGAAUUAACAGCAAGUAGCAGGUGCCAUGCUGUCAGGGGAGGAGAUUCUGUGUAGCACGCGGCAGGUUAUAGCGGGCCUAGAGGCACUGCGUGGGGAGAACCGCACCCUCCUGGACAGCCUGCAGGAGGCGCUGGAGGGCCGACCGAUGAUCGAGAGCGGCAGCGUGGAGCAGGAGAAGAGCAGCAUCAUCCGCCAGUCUCUGGAUAGGAUAGAGUUAGGCCUUGGAGAGGCACAGGUGAUGAUGGCUCUGUCAGCCCACCUGGGCUCCCUGGAAGCCGAGAAACAGAAGCUGCGGGCCCAGGUACGGAGGCUGUGCCAGGAGAACCAGUGGCUGCGGGAUGAGCUGGCUGGAGCCCAGCAGAGGCUGCAGGACCGGGAGCAGGAGGUGGUCACCCUGGAGGAGCAGAACCGACACCUGCAGUUCAUGAGCAGCAUUCGCAAGUACGAUCAGGAGGAGCCCCCGUCGGAUGACAAAGAGACGGGCUCAGCCAAGGAGUCCCUGGACGACCUUUUUCCCACGGAUGAGGAGGAACAGUCACAGAUAUCUCAGUCCCAUGGCAGCAGUGCGGCAGCCGCAGCCCAGCAGGGAGGCUAUGAGAUCCCGGCCCGUCUGAGGACCCUGCACAACCUGGUGAUCCAGUACGCCUCCCAGGGGCGCUACGAGGUGGCCGUGCCCCUCUGCAAACAGGCCCUGGAGGACCUGGAGAAGACCUCCGGCCACAGCCACCCUGAUGUGGCCACCAUGCUCAACAUCCUGGCCCUGGUCUACAGAGAUCAGAACAAGUACAAGGAGGCAGCUAACCUGCUAAACGACGCGCUGGCCAUUAGGGAGAAGACUCUGGGCAUGGAUCAUCCUGCGGUGGCAGCCACACUCAACAACCUGGCUGUACUGUAUGGCAAAAGGGGGAAGUACAAGGAGGCAGAGCCACUGUGUAAGAGAGCCCUGGAGAUCAGGGAGAAGGUGUUGGGCACGGACCACCCUGACGUGGCCAAGCAGCUGAACAACCUGGCCCUGCUGUGUCAGAACCAGGGCAAGUACCAGGAGGUUGAGCAGUACUACGAGCGAGCCCUGCACAUCUACCAGAGCAGGCUAGGCCCCGACGAUGCCAACGUGGCCAAGACCAAGAACAACCUGGCCUCAUGUUACUUGAAACAGGGGAAGUACCGACAAGCUGAGGCGCUGUACAAAGAAAUUCUGACCCGAGCCCAUGAAAAAGAGUUUGGAUCUGUGGAUGGUGAGGGCCAUCACAUCUGGACCCACACGGAGGAGGCAGGCCCCGUGCAGGACGGGCUGGGCAGCCUGAAGCGCAGUGGCUCCUUCACCAAAUUGCGGGAGUCGAUACGCAGGAGCAGCGAGAAGCUGGUCAGGAAGCUGAAAGGAGUGGGAACUCAGGAUACCACCCCUCGAACACCUGGGAUGAAGAGGGCAAAUUCCCUGAAUGUGCUGAACGUGGGUGUGAGGGAGACUCCGGAAGCGUCCAGGAACGCCAGCGGCCUGACAGAGACCCGGACUCUUAGUUCCAGCACCCAGAGUUUGGCCCGGCGAGGGUCCCUAUCCUACACCUCUGAACACUGACCACACAGCCCCUCCUCACAUCCAGGAGGUACUCCCACACCGCCCCGCCCUACAUCCAGGAGGUACUCCCACACAGCCCCUCCUCACAUCCAGGAGGUACUCCCACACCGCCCCGCCCUACAUCCAGGAGGUACUCCCACACAGCCCCUCCCCACAUCCAGGAGGUACUCCCACACCGCCCCGCCCUACAUCCAGGAGGUACUCCCACACAGCCCCUCCCCACAUCCAGGAGGUACUCCCACACUGCUCCCUCCUCACAUCCAGGAGGUGCUCCAACACAGCCCCUCCCUACAUCCAGGAGGUACUCCCACAAAGCUCUGGCUACUUUUCUCUGUUUUUAUCAAACAAUGAUCCUUUAUCAGUUUUGUUUUUGUGUACUACACUUUUAUGGCAGGUGGAGGUCACUGGUACUCUUCCGGUCUGCUGGUGUUCUGGAAAAUUCCAUCUCUGAGGUAUAGUUAGAUAAAAACAACACAGUGAGGACGGGUGUUGAGAAACACUGAUAGUAUCUGUUUCAGAUGAAGCUGAUCUGGUACAAUCUGCAUUUUUUAUAAGAAUGUAUUCAUGUUCUGUUGUGACUUACUGUACAAUGAGGAAAAUGCUUGAAUUAUUCUCUUCUUGAUUUUGUUCAGAACAUCUUGAUAUAUGCAUUUGGAACUCUUAACUGCAAUCAGGCCAUCAAACAAAUUUCUGCAGCUACAGUACUUACACGUUAAAAUGAUUGUAUAUGCUUGCAAAGAACGUCCUAUUUAUGCAAUGUUGUUUUUAAAAAGUUACAUUCCGAUUUUCUUUGUUUGUUUUUACCAGCUGUACUUAAAAUGUGAACACUUGUGUUCUUGUUUUUUUUUUGCACUAGAAUAUUUUUAUUCCAAAUUGCUUUUCUUUACUUUACAUAUAGCUAGUGAAUGUGAUGAACAGAUCUAUUUGAUUCCAAGUUAGAUUGUGGUUGUACUUUUCCACCAUUAACAUUACUAGAACAAAAAUUUGCUUUUCAGUCCAGUUGUACAAUGUUAAUUGUCUAAGGCUUGGCAUUCUUUAGGAUGUGUUAGAACUACAUUUUGCAUAUUGUAUUAUAACCUCUUUUAAAAGCAUUUUAGCUAUGUUGAUGCCCCAAAGGUAAAAGCACUAUGUGCCUGUAUUAAUUUAUUUUAAAUAUAUUUGACAUGUUUGGUAGCUAGCUCUUUAGUUUGGGAACUUCUGCACCAAAAGAUCAGAAAAUGUAGCCCAUGUAUAUUAAUCAUUUUUACACAAUUUUCUUAAACAAAAAACUGUUGCACAUUCACUGUGGUGGUAUUGCCUUGUGGUUGUUCAAAUGACUGUAUGAAGUAGUAAUUCAUUUAGAAAACCAAUAUUGUUACCAGCCUAAAUUGUCCAUAUUUGGAGUCAUGCUCACCUUUUAUAGACCGUUAAUAAAAUAACAAGGUCCAGUGGAAAA
Molecule: messenger RNA, 3204 nt
Organism: Esox lucius (northern pike)
Lineage: Eukaryota; Metazoa; Chordata; Actinopteri; Esociformes; Esocidae
Gene: klc3
Product: kinesin light chain 3
Exons: 12
Coding region: 219-1769 (516 amino acids)
Biological process (GO): axo-dendritic transport
Cellular component (GO): cytoplasm; membrane-bounded organelle; kinesin complex
Molecular function (GO): kinesin binding
Source: RefSeq, a predicted model, not a curated record